Molecule: messenger RNA, 333 nt
Organism: Knipowitschia caucasica
Lineage: Eukaryota; Metazoa; Chordata; Actinopteri; Gobiiformes; Gobiidae
Source: the annotation of a GenBank genome assembly
AUGGCCACGGCAAAACCUGGAGUCUCCCUGGCAGAUUGGGUGUGUCUGAUUGAGAACGAGUCUGGCUACAACACCCGAGCCACGAACAAAAACAAGGAUGGCUCCACAGACUACGGCCUUUUCCAGAUCAACAGUAAAUACUGGUGCUUGGAUGGAGGAGUGAGCCGGGCAAACGGCUGCAACAUCAACUGUCAAGAACUUUUCAAACCGGGUGUUGCCAUCUCAUGUGCCAAACGUGUCGUGAGGGACCCAAACGGCAUCCGGGCCUGGGUGGGCUGGGUGACACGCUGUAACAGAGAUCUGAGCCACUUCCUGGAUGGAUGUGGAGUCUAG